This is a messenger RNA of Grammomys surdaster, 4416 nucleotides long. RefSeq names its product zinc finger CCHC-type containing 24 (gene Zcchc24). Bases 10 to 735 code for a protein of 241 amino acids. Gene Ontology annotation, molecular function: nucleic acid binding; zinc ion binding. The record is from RefSeq and is a predicted model, not a curated record. NCBI's taxonomy places the organism in Eukaryota, Metazoa, Chordata, Mammalia, Rodentia, Muridae. The transcript is spliced from 4 exons.
CACGGCAAAAUGAGCCUGCUGUCUGCCAUCGACACGAGCGCCGCCUCGGUGUACCAGCCAGCCCAGCUACUCAACUGGGUCUACCUGUCGCUUCAGGACACACACCAGGCUAGUGCCUUCGAUGCCUUCCGGCCCGAGCCGCCCGCCCGCGCCGCACCCCCGGAGCUGGCCUUCGGCAAGGGCCGCCCGGAGCAGCUGGGUUCUCCCCUGCACUCCAGCUAUCUUAACAGCGUCUUCCAGCUGCAGCGCGGAGAGGCGCUGAGCAGCAGUGUGUAUAGGAAUGGUUCACCCUACGGCUCCCUCAACAACAUCGCUGAUGGCCUCAGCUCCCUCACGGAGCAUUUCUCAGACCUGACACUCACCUCCGAAGCCCGCAAGCCCAGCAAGCGGCCUCCUCCGAACUACCUGUGUCACCUGUGUUUCAACAAAGGACACUACAUUAAGGAUUGCCCUCAGGCACGCCCCAAAGGUGAGGGUCUGACACCGUACCAAGGCAAGAAGCGCUGCUUUGGCGAGUACAAGUGCCCCAAAUGCAAGAGAAAAUGGAUGAGCGGGAACUCCUGGGCCAACAUGGGGCAGGAGUGCAUCAAGUGUCAUAUCAACGUGUACCCGCACAAGCAGAGACCCCUGGAGAAGCCCGAUGGCCUGGAUGUGUCUGACCAGAGCAAGGAGCACCCACAGCACCUCUGCGAGAAAUGCAAGGUCCUGGGCUACUACUGUCGUCGUGUGCAGUGACCUUGGCCACCACUGUAGCAUCCCUCAGCUGCCACCUCCCUGUGGUGCCCAAAGGGCUGAAUGUCCCCAUACUUGAGGAGAUAUCACAGGCCUGUGGGCUUAAGCAGAGGAGGCUUAUGUCCUCUUCUCACGUGCUAACAGAGUAGCUGACAUACUCCCAACAGGGUGCAGACACAGGAGGCUCAGAGACUCUUCAUCUUAGGCCUGGGCUCUGUAGAAGGACAGAGGCUAGCAGGGUCUUGAUGUUCCUGCAAGCUCUCCUCCUGAGUGUCUUUGGGGCCAAGUGACCUUGCAUCCGCCACAAGUACACUAAGAUCCUGUGGCCUGUGGGAAGUUCUCCCUCCAAUACCAGCCAGGCCCUAUCCCACCAGCACCUUGCAGCUUGCCUCGUAUGAAAAACCACUCUAGGAAGUCCCAUGUCAUUCCUGAUCUGUGGCCACAGUGGGCAGUCACUUGUUCUAGCAGCUACCAAGGAGUGGCCCUCUGUCCCUGCCCACACUGAGUCCCUAAUCUGACUAGCCCUGAUAUCACUGCAUUGCACCUGGUAGCUAAACCCAGCCUCCCUCUGCCAAUGAGACAGGUAGGCAGAGGGUGAGGCAAGGGGGACAUUGAACAGUAACCAGUGUGCCAAGACAUCCUAGGGACAUCAGGCAUCACCACUUCCAUGACCUUCCCCAGAGUGUCCUGUAGGCUUGGGUUCUGUCAGCUGCUCUCUCUUUACCCUUAGCUUCCCACCCAUGUCAGGGAUGCCACCCCACAAAAGCUGGAAGGCUGUUCUGGCAUGAAGGAUGCAGGCCUUGGCAUUCGGGAGCUGCUUUCUGCCACUUGGGGCAAGGUCAUCUAUCGCCAGCCUUAGUUUCCCCAUUAGUUAAGUGACAAAGUGCCACCAGAAAGCAAGAGGUCCCAGUGAUCUCUGACAUUCUAGAAGAGAGCAGGCUGCCUCUGGAACAGAGUGUCACUGGGGGUGGGGGUAGGGGGUGGGGGGAGACUUAUCUCUAGACAUCCAGGUGCACUGCCCUCCGACCUCUGUCCUGAUAGCCAUUUAGGAUGUCAAGCUGAGUGAUGCCAGGACCUCUCCUACAGCCCUCCCUGCCUGAGGUUCUCAUCCCCUGAGAAGACAAAAGAUGAUCCCUCCCCCUCUUCCUCCUCUUUCUCCUCAACCCCUCACACUGGGCAAGCCUAAAAUGAGCCACAGAACCUCUCCUUUGGAAACUGAGGAUAGAGAUUUUCUACUUCCUUAGGGGGCAGAGAGAUUUCCUGGCAUGUCACAUGGUCCCAGGAUGGCUGUUGUCUUGGCCAGGGUCAGCAGUGUCCCCCCUACCCUGUGACAAGCCACACCUCUCUUGUCUUUCUCCUCUUCACCAGCUGCCAGAACUGAGUUGCUUGACUUUGCCCCAUACUAUGCUUCUAUGGAGAGAGAGAGAAAAAAAAAAUCAGACCAUGAAAUAGGCCUGAAAUUCAUGUUUACAUAUGGUGCCCAGUUGCCCUUUGUUUUCAAAUGAAAAAGUUUUGUACGAUUGAGGAGUCAUAUGAAGUGUUAAGCAAGGGUCCAGGGGGUAAGUGGAAGAGAUGGUUGUGUGUCUGCAGCAGCUAGCUGCAGGGUAGAUUUUGAAGAACAUACCCUCUGAGCACUUAACAAAGGUAUUAUCUGUGGCGGCCCAGACUACUAGCUGCCAUCGAAUGGUGGCAUGCUGGACUGCAGACGGUGAGCACCCAGCACCCAGGAUUCUCCAGUCUUGCUGCUGCACUAGGGCUGCCCGAUGCCAAACUUCCUGUCGCUAGGAAAGGGCUUUUUCUGUCAGUCAUCCCACCAGGACUCUAAAGAGAACAUUCACAGCAAUGGACAGUGUACGUGUGUCCCAAGUGAGGACAAGUUGGGAAUAGGUAACUGAGUCAAAGAUGCAAAGAGCUUGCGACGGUCUUCAGAAAGCCAGGGCCAGUAGGAGGUGAGCUAUUAGCCUAAAGGGCCUAGACUGAUGUCUGUGUACAGCCAGGCCCUGCUCACCCGGGGCAGCCCCUCCCUGGCCCUGCCUUGCAAUGCUUUGGCUGAACUUGUGAUUUUCCUGAGGCUAGCAAAAGAUACCACUAUCAAGGCUGGGUGCUGGGAGAGUUAAUGCUCAGAGGGCCUAGGAGCCCAGGGGACAGGAAAGUGUAUGGUUGUAGUACAUUCAAAAGGGACAAUCGCUUGCAGUGGGUAGAUCUAGCGAUCUAGUUGAGAGAGAAUGGUGUUUACCCCAUACGAAGUAUUCAAUAGCUCUACUUGUGAAUUUGUAUUUAUUUUGAGUUAUACUUGACACAGAAUUUUUUUUUUUAAAAAAAUGCUAUGUGUGUAUUUUGGGGAAAAAAUCAUAGAUGUUAAAAUUUCUGCAUGGCUACCAGUUUUUCUUUGGACAUGGAACUUGGUAGCUCCCUCCCAGCCCCCAAAUUCUUCAUAGUGAGUUUGUUUGUAUAUAUUUGAGGGUCUUUUUAAAAAAAAAGAAAAGAAAAAUAUUAUAGCUUGAUACUAUUGAAAUUGAAAACAACAAAAAGGCAUGUUUUUAAACGUCAGUGCUUUUGAAAGCACAAUCCAUAACAAACUGAUUUUUAGAUGUAUUUUGCAAGUCUGGUCGAGCUAUAAGUAGAUAUUUAUGGUGAGAACUUUUCCUUUUUUUUCUUGUUAUUUUUUCUAUGCUUUGGUCUGUAAAAAGUAUGCAACUGAACUACAUUAAGAAGGAAAUAUUAUCUACAUAGAAUUAUUAUAUGAAGCUGGUACAUAAUUCUAACGAAAAAAAUCUUUGCAAUCUUUUAAGCUAUGUUUUUUUUUUAAAUUUCAUUUUCCUUGGAUGAAAAUAUCAGUAUUAAGCAGCCAGUAUAUUAUUCAAGUGUUUAGACUUAUUAAUAUGCUCUUGUCCUGUAUUUAUACAUUUAUGUAUUUUUGGAAGUAUUGCCUUUUUAAGGGAAGUUAUCAAUGGACAACACGGUAAAAAGGGAACAGCGAUCCUUUGUGCCUCUUCCACUGAAGAUGACAGGUGGUAUUGACUCUUGUCUCCUGCAUCUUUGUAUUAUUAUCUUGUUAUCACAGUUUUAUUAACUUUUAGGGGAAGGGCAGGGAGUGGACAAGGGAAGAGGACUCAUCGGUUGAACAGACCCUUUGGUCUGUGAGCCCAAUGGCCUUGUCAAGACCCAAGGAGCUACACGAACACCCAAGGCAGGCUUCCUCCUUGUCCCAGCCCUGCCUGGAAGCCCCCCUGCUCUUUGAUCUUGGAUCUGUCCACUAAGCCCUCACACCUGCCCUCUAGCUCUAAUGGACUUGAAUUUACUUUAAAGUCUAAUCCAACCUCACUACAAUGUAACCAGUGCAACAACUAAUACUGAAGUAAGGGGUGUUUGCAGCCUUCUGGGAAGUGGCAGUGAGAUUCAUCCUUUGCUCUUGUGGUCAACUUCCCUGUAUCAAUCCCUGCACCCCUGUGUGGUGACCCUGUCCAUGUCUGUAUCUGUUCAUGUGUAUGCACUCAGCUAAAAAGACAAACAGAACCCGUGAGCCACGCCUGGAGGGUGCAUGGAGAAGGUUCCUCGCUUCCCCGAAAGGGCCGGCCUUGGGGUGGCAUUCCGUUGUGUGCCUUAUUCCUGGAGACUCUAUAUAAAGCUUGCCUAUGAGAAUAUAGCCUUUCUGUGCUGUAUUAAAAGGACUUUGGAAAGAUG